AUGAACACGAACGACAAUGGUGUAGGCCAUUUAUCUACUGGAGUAUUACUCUUGGCCGUUUCUGGUGAUAUAAAUAACAGUGUAAAAGUAAAGCAUCGAAAUCCGAUGAAACAAUUCUGCAUCCUGUCUCCAGAAGAAUUGUCUCAAAUACUCGGAAUUCCAGUUUUGUCUCCUGUCAUUGCAAGUGAAGUAGAAGUAGCAUCAUCAUGGGUGAUAACUGCACUGACCGCGAUUCCGAUUUUAUUACUAUUGUUGAUAUUACUCUGUUGCUUGAAAUUUUCGAAAAGAGAAAAUACAAACGUGAAGAAGAUUGAACGACGAGAGACAAAAAUAGAAAGAUAUCCUAUAUACACCAGCAGAGAAGUUGUAUCGACAUGUAGAAGAUUUGAAGAUCAAACUACUGAUCCAAAAAUAGAAAGUCCCAGAAGUGUGUUAGAGCAAGAAUAUGAAAUUGUGGACAACGUUAAGCCGGCAGCUAUGCUUCCUCCUCUUCCCGAAGAACAAGUUUCGCAUCUAUAUUCUUCGGGAGAAUUUGAAGAGAUUGAUGAAACUAAGAUAAAGCACGUAGAGCCAGAGGAAGAAAUGCCCAAUGCAAUAUGUGAGGGAACACCGUCAAUAAACGAGGAGAAUUACGUAAACUCGAAAACUCUGCGGAAACAACUCUUUGAAAAUUCUCCUCCUGCUGUCAGUAGAUCUAAUUUCGCUGAAGUCAAAGAGUCCCCGCUAGCUUAUUUACCUCGCGUUUCAUCCAAGACCACACCUUUGGUAACACAGCCGAUUGUGCGCAGCUGGGUUGGAGACGACAACGAGGCAGUUUCGGGAGAUGGUGUGGCCGAAAUUAAUGCGGACUUGAUGCGUAUUCGUGCACGAAUGAACAGAACGCAGAAUGCAGAAAGAAGUCGUAACAAGCGACGAAUAAGACAACGAAUAAGCCACGACGAAAGAAUCAAAACACCAAGUCCAUUGCCUUCUGGAAUUCACAACCCAUUUGCACCUGUAGAAGAGAAGGCAUCUGCGCACCCAGUCGAGGCUGUAGGAAACCCAAAGAAAAUUAUAGAUGAAAUAUCACGAGAGGGAGAAACAAAAGUGAAUCAUGUUUUGCUAGCGGAGUCAAAUGAUCCUGAAAAACAGAAAAGAAAAACGAGCAAGAAAAGAAAACGACGCAAAUUACUGAUGACUAUAUUGAAAGACUGGGAGAAUCGGCAUCUUCGAAACCCAGAUAACAACAUUGAAAUUUUAAGUCCUGCCUGCAGGCUUUCACUGGAUGCUAAAAUGCAACGCUGGCAUCAAUCGGCCGAUAUUUCACAUAACGAUGAAGAUGAAUGUCCAAUACAAGUUGUCAAACGAACCGAUUCAUCUCCUCCAUCAAACGCUGAGGUACGGUUGGUGCGAGUCAUUUCUGUGCCCCUGAACAACAACACUAAUGGUGAUACGUUGUUGCAUGCGAACUGAAAUGAAUUUAUUAUUAUUAUUUGUGAAACUGAUUUGUUAAUCACUCGACUGGCUCUGAUAAGAUGUUUUAGGUCUACUACUUGUGCAAUGUGUAAAUACCCAAUGUCGUUCAUUUGUUAUGCUAAAAUACUGCUAAAGAAAUUUGCCAUUUCUACGUUGCUCGUGGAUAUUAUGAAGAAAAGAUGUGUUUUGUUCUUAUGAAAGCUGUAUCGACUUGUUGAGGUGGGGCCGAAAUCUUGAAAUAUAUGUAAGAUACAAGUUAACCCAAUUCAUAAUCGUCGUAAGCAAACAAAUAUUUCUGACUCUCCUGCUAGCCGACUUGCUGCUGAAUGAAUCACAACAGUGAACCUGUGGAUAUAUUUAUUUAUACUAGUCAGUUGUGCAGCACACCUGCAUUCCAUUCCAUUUUUUUAUACAAGUCAAGCACUUCGAAUAAGUAGGCACAAAAUAUAUAUAUACUUAUAUGUAAUAUACCGGUAGUAGGCUACAUGUAAUACAUUCAAGCAUUCUCCUAAGCUAAAUGAAACGGAUUUAAAGGCCGUUUUAGUCGUUUUAAUUACCCUAAAAGAUUUAAAAAAAAAACGGAAAGUCUGUAUAUUAUUUUAAGUCUGUGAAGAUGUAGAAGUCUAUGGUACCAAACUUUCCCCGGUUAAAUUAUUAUUAUUUCAUGGAAUGAGCAGUAGAGAAACAUCCAGAGGCUUCAAAAAUCAUUUGUGUUAUGAAACAAUACUUUUAAAAUAUCUUUCUUGAAUCGAUUUUAAUGAAAAUUCACUAUUUCGAUAAAAAUGUGUAGAUUUAAUUUAUCAGAUACUGCGUAAUACAUAAAUUGAUUGCAUCAGUUCGUGUGGAUUUUCAAGCUUUUCUGCUGAGGGUCAAUCGCUA
Messenger RNA from Styela clava, 2334 nucleotides. The record is from RefSeq and is a predicted model, not a curated record. Lineage: Eukaryota; Metazoa; Chordata; Ascidiacea; Stolidobranchia; Styelidae.